Triplophysa dalaica is the source of this 1145-nucleotide messenger RNA. Its product is annotated as single-pass membrane and coiled-coil domain-containing protein 3-like. The record is from RefSeq and is a predicted model, not a curated record. NCBI's taxonomy places the organism in Eukaryota, Metazoa, Chordata, Actinopteri, Cypriniformes, Nemacheilidae. Bases 257 to 925 code for a protein of 222 amino acids. The transcript is spliced from 2 exons.
CAGAUGGUGAAGAUGGCCUUCGUUUUUCUGCAGUGAUCAGCAGUUUGUACAGUUUGGUGCAGCCUACAGAAAGUGAAAGUAUCAGAGGAGAGUCUGCGGUAUAAAAGCCCAGCACGUCUUUGUUUGCUGUCCAGUAAGACCUUCAACAUCUUCAGGCUGAGAUCUGCAUCUCUCACACAUAAGAAAUCAGAAACACCAGACGCCCAAAUUACAUCUUGGACAAUCUUGUGACUAAACCCAGAACGUACAUAUAAAAAUGAGUUGGAGUGAUAUCUUCUACCCUGGAAAUCCUCAAAGAAGAGAGGAUCUUAUUCGUAGAAGUCAAGAUCUCAGAAACCUGAUGGAAAGUAAUUUCCGAGCCACCAACAGACUCAUUGAUGUUUUAAAUGAGCACUUAGGAUAUUCCUUCAGUAAAAUCACCCUGGAUGAGAAAGCUGAUGUUAAGCAUAACUGUGAUACAAUAAUUGGGUGCAUGCGGGAGAUCCAGGCUGCUGUGGAGAAGAUUGACAAGAAGCUGAAAGACAAACUGGAGCCUCACUUGUAUGAGAAGCUGAAGAAAUUUGAUCUGAAGAGUCUGAGCGCCUUUGAUCACUCAAAUAUUGCAAGCAUUGUACUGGGAGUUACUGGAGCUGGAACCACUGCUGUAGUCUGUUCGCUAAUGAAAUGUGGAACUAUCCUGGAAAACAUUGUAUUAAAACACGGUUUGCUUAAAUCAUCGAUAGUUGCAGGUGUUGUGAUCGGGGUGGUGUUCUUGGGGAUUGAUAUGAUUAUUGGGGCUAUAAUGGGGAGCUACGAGCGUAAUCAGCUUGAAGAUGCCCUGAAAGAAUAUGACAGAGUUUUAAAAGAAUUCAAACCAGCAUCAGAAAAAUAUCAGGAUAGCAUAUUCGAAGUCAUGGCAGAAAUUAAAAUGAUUAAAAAGUCUUAGAUUCUAAUCUGUUUCUCACCUAUUGAAUUGAGGGUGAAAUCCCAGGUUACUUCCAUAUUCCACGAUGCUAUUUUAAACAGAAAUGGCGAUUUCUUGUCUGUCAGAAAUGUUUGCUGAAAUAACAAUGAUCAAUAUGUAUGAUUACAAGAAAUUCUUAGAUACUAAAAUAAGAGAAUGUGUUCUUUAUUUUAUGCAUUUAAUAAAAUCACUUUAAAUUCUA